CGUGUUCCCGGGGAUGCGGCCCCCGGGGAUGCGCCGCGACGUCCCCACGGCGCGCCCCGCGCUGCUGCUGCUGCUGCUGCUGCCGCUGCUGGGGGCGCCGCUCGGCUCGGGCACCGGCACCGGCACGCCCGCGGAGCUGCGGGUCCGCGUUCGGCUGCCCGACGGCCAGGUGACCGAGGAGAGCCUGCAGGCGGACAGCGACGCCGACAGCAUCAGCCUCGAGCUGCGCAAGCCCGACGGGACCCUGGUCUCCUUUACAGCCGACUUCAAGAAGGACGUGAAGAUCUUCCGAGCCCUGAUCCUGGGGGAGCUGGAGAAGGGCCAGAGCCAGUUCCAAGCCCUCUGCUUUGUCACCCAGCUGCACCACAAUGAGAUCAUCCCCAGUGAGGCCAUGGCCAAGCUCCGGCAGAAAAAUCCCCGCGCAGUACGGCAGGCGGAAGAAGUACGGGGCCUGGAGCAGCUGCACAUGGACAUGACUGUGAACUUCAGCCAGGGGGCCCUGCUGAGCCCCCAUCUCCACAACGUGUGUGCUGAGGCUGCUGAUGCCAUCUAUGCCCGCCAAGAGGAUGUCCGGGUCUGGCUGGACAGAGGUGUGGACAGUUCUGUGUUCGAGGCUCUACCCAAGACCUCGGAGCAGGCAGAGCUGCCUCGCUGCAGUCAGGUGGGGGAUCCGGGGAAGCCCUGUGCCUGCCGCUACGGCCUCAGCCUAGCCUGGUACCCCUGCAUGCUCAAGUACUGCCACAGCCGGGACCGGCCAGCGCCCUACAAGUGUGGCAUCCGCAGCUGCCGGAAGACCUACAGCUUCGACUUCUAUGUGCCCCUGAAACAGCUGUGCCUGUGGGAUGAGGACCCCUAGCAGCUGGGAGAGGGCCGGGGACGGCUGCUCUUGGCCCCACAGGUCCUCCACUGCCACCAGAGGCCGUGGAAACCCCACCUGAGGCCUUAAUUCUCUUCCCGCGCCCUGGGGCCCAGAAGCCAUGAAGUCCACAGGACGGCCAUCCAGCCUGUGACUAUGUGGGGGUGCACAGGACCAGUCUUCAGACUUGCACCUCCACCCUCGCAGGUUCCCUGGAAUGGUCACAAACAACUGAAAUGUGACAGCCCAGCAUCUUCUGUGGGCAUGUUAAAGAGUAACUCAAAGGUAUCAGAGCCGCCGUGCUUCUCACUCAGACAUCCGCAAGGCGCUCAUUCUGCCCUAACCUGCUCCCGGCCAAUGAGGGGGCCAUCAGAGUUGGUCUGCUGGGGACCCCAGCUCGAGCCCCUGUACCAGAGUUAAGCACACUUCUUCUGCCCACCCCCAAGCCCCCGCCAAGUUGGUAGGGGUCAAGGGAAACUGACUGCCACCCCCCCAAGACCAUGUGUGCCUUUCCCCAGACCUGGACUUCGCUGCUAAAGCCGGCACCAGUUCUUCCUCCCUCUAAACGGAAAUCGUCUUGCAAGGUUCUGGGGCAGGGAGGGAGCAUGAAGUAUAAGGAAAACUUGAAUUCCAGAUUUUUAAUACAAAAUAUUUAUCAUUUGUACCAGGAAUAAAGGUUUUAAGUUUU
Jaculus jaculus (lesser Egyptian jerboa) is the source of this 1544-nucleotide messenger RNA. RefSeq names its product out at first homolog (gene Oaf). The record is from RefSeq and is a predicted model, not a curated record. NCBI's taxonomy places the organism in Eukaryota, Metazoa, Chordata, Mammalia, Rodentia, Dipodidae. The transcript is spliced from 4 exons. The coding region runs from base 14 to 856 and encodes 280 amino acids.